UUCUCGUUCUUAUAUCUUCUGGUAUAUGUUCAAUUCAUUCAAAUAUCUCGUUUCCUUUACAAAAUUUUGGAGGACCAUGGAGGCAAUUAUCACUCUUGCAGAAAAGAUACGCAAUGCAGCAGCUACUGCAGAUGAAGCUGGCCGUAAAGAACUUCUAAAUUCUCUCAGAGAUCUGCAAUAUUCUAUCGAGAAGCCAGAAGAUACAAUGCAGAGAGUUAUCCAUCUGCACCUUGUCAUCGCUAUCACUCGAACCGCAGUUGAUCUGAAACUUUUUGAUAUUCUUGGAGAGUCCGAAGGCUCUCAACAGCUGCGAGACUUGGCUUCCAGAACUGGUGCCGACCCAGCACUUCUCGGGAGAAUACUACGCAUGCUUUCUUCAUUAGGCAUGAUCAAAGAAACCGGUAAAGAUCAAUUUACUUCGAGCCAAACGAGCAAAAAUCUUUCUAUUGCUGAAAUCCAGGCUGGUCUUUACCACAAUUACAAUGUUCUCGGUCCCGCCUACCAGUCUCUACCAGACUUUCUCGCUUCCACAAACUACCAGACUCCCACAGAGACUCACAAAGCCGCAUUCCAAAAAGCUUGGAAUACAGAUUUGCCCUUAUGGUCAUGGUUUCAAUCGCGGCCCAAGGAAACAGCACAAUUUAAUCGCUUCAUGAUUGCACAGCGAUCUAGCACCCCCAAUUCCUUUAAUCUUUUUCCGAUUGAGGAGGAAUGCAAAGACUGGCCUGCAGAGAAACCACUCUUUGUGGAUAUAGGAGGAGCCUCGGGUCAACAAUGUGUUGAGUUCAGGAGAAGAUUUCCUGAUAUUAAGGGUCGAGUCAUUUUCCAGGAUCUACCAGGAGAGAUCGAGCACGCCGUAUCACAAGGCCUACCGGAUGGAGUUGAGGCCAUGGUCCAUGAUUUCUACACUCCGCAGGUCAUAAAAGGUGCAAAAUUCUACUACUUGCGUGCUAUUCUCCACGAUCAUCUCGACGACAAAGCUAUUCUCAUUUUGAAGAAUAUCAUGCAAGUCAUGGAAAAAGAUUCCUUGAUCUUACUCGAUGAAAUGGUGUUGCCAAGCCACAACGUAGACUGGUUUGCUACUCAGACGGAUUUGACCAUGUUAGCAGCGUUCGGUUCAAUGGAGCGAACAGAAACGCAAUGGAAAAGUCUUCUAAAUAGUGUGGGAUUGAAAGUAAGGAGGAUUGUCACUUAUACGCAUGCUUUCAGGCUCAGUAUAAUUGCCGCAAGUCUCUGAAUGGUUGGGACAAACUUGAUGUUAGAAUUUUCAAUGUGGAAUAGUAAAGAGAACCGUAUUAUUUCAUGUAUUCGACCUCGACUAGCACCCUAAACAAUCAUUUUGGUAUAGACUAGCAUUUUUGAUUAUUUGAUCUUUAUUUUUUAUGUUUGAAUAAAUCAUCUGGUAUUUCGAUCUUAUUCUUGUUCAAAUAUUCA
Messenger RNA from Botrytis cinerea B05.10, 1434 nucleotides. RefSeq lists its product as hypothetical. The coding region runs from base 77 to 1237 and encodes 386 amino acids. Lineage: Eukaryota; Fungi; Ascomycota; Leotiomycetes; Helotiales; Sclerotiniaceae. The transcript is spliced from 5 exons. The record is from RefSeq and is a predicted model, not a curated record. Gene Ontology annotation, molecular function: O-methyltransferase activity.